Messenger RNA from Brassica oleracea var. oleracea, 1126 nucleotides. RefSeq names its product probable disease resistance protein At5g04720. The transcript is spliced from 3 exons. NCBI's taxonomy places the organism in Eukaryota, Viridiplantae, Streptophyta, Magnoliopsida, Brassicales, Brassicaceae. The annotation marks the transcript as partial. The record is from RefSeq and is a predicted model, not a curated record. Gene Ontology annotation, biological process: defense response to fungus.
AAUGUGUCACUCCUAACACUAGUGAAAAUUCCGAGGUUUGGCACUGGCUACGAUGAUAUUUUUGUCAAGCAGCACGAUGUUCUGAGAGACGUAGCACUUCGUCUGAGCAAUCAUGUGGAAGUAAAUAGGAGAGAGCGGUUACUGAUGCCGAGAAGAGAGUCCAUGCUUCCCAGAGAAUGGGAGGAGAACAAUAAUCAGCCAUUUGAUGCUCGGAUAGUCUCCAUUCAUACAUGUAAGAACUCACGACUGGAUUGGUUUGACAUGGAACUACCUAAGAAAGAAGUUUUGAUACUGAACUUUUCUUCAGACAAGUACGUCUUGCCACCGUUUAUUUGUAAGAUGGGUAGCCUCAAGGCGCUUGUGAUCAUCAACAAUUCCAUGUCUUUUGCGUGUCUACAUGGCUUCCCACUCUCGGCCAAUUUGGCCAAGCUGAGGAGUCUCUGGCUCGAGAGGGUUCACGUUCCUGAACUCUCUAGCAGUACCAUUUCACUGAGAAACCUUCACAAGAUGCAUCUGAUCCUUUGUAAGAUGAACAACAGCUUUGAUCGAAUGGAUUUGGAUAUUUCCAACAUCUUCCCAAGCUUGUCUAAUUUCACAAUCGAUCACUGUUAUGAUUUUGUGAAACUCUCGACCAUUUGUGAGAUCGUCUCUCUCAACUCCCUCAGCAUAACCAACUGUCCGCGCAUUCUUGUACUGCCAAAGAAUCUGAGUAAACUACAGUCCCUUCAAACUCUUCGGCUAUAUGCUUGCCUCGAGCUGAAAGACCUACCAGUCGAAAUUUGUGAGCUGCCGUGCCUAGAGUACCUUGACAUUUCACAGUGUGACAGCAUAAAUUCUCUUCCUGAAGAGAUUGGGAACCUAAAGAAACUUGAGAAAAUCGACAUGAGAGAGUGCCCUUUAUGGGGUUUACCGGGUUCUGUAGAUGCACUCGAAUCUCUCCGCCAUGUGAUUUGCGAUACGGAGGCUUCGUAUAUGUGGGAGGAAGUCAAAAAGGCAGUUCCAGGACUUUGCAUCGAAGUCGCUGAGAAAUGGACCAAAUGUUACAGCUUGGAAUGGCUCGACGAGUAAGCUCUUUUGAUACCUCGGACUCUUAAUAACCUCUUGUACAAAUCAUUGCUCAUCAGAG